This is a messenger RNA of Micromonas commoda, 13347 nucleotides long. It is a transcript of the gene DHC4, whose product is annotated as dynein heavy chain. The transcript has 3 exons. The record is from RefSeq and is a predicted model, not a curated record. Bases 1 to 11919 code for a protein of 3972 amino acids. Gene Ontology annotation, biological process: microtubule-based movement. Gene Ontology annotation, molecular function: calcium ion binding; ATP binding; minus-end-directed microtubule motor activity. Gene Ontology annotation, cellular component: dynein complex. Lineage: Eukaryota; Viridiplantae; Chlorophyta; Mamiellophyceae; Mamiellales; Mamiellaceae.
AUGACGCCGGGGUUCACGCGGGAAAGGCCGCCCAGCCCCGAUAACCCGUUUCGCACAGUCGCCGGCUCAACGGGGGGUGAAAUCUUCGGGCCCGGUGAAAACUCCUCCUCCGACGACGAAACCAAACCGCGCGCCGCGCGCCAACACCCACCCCCCGACCAGAACGCCCGCCGCGCGCUGACGGACGCCAUCGUCAGGUACCACUACUACGUCGAGCACGGCGUGCGCGCGGACGCGAACGACCAAACACAGCUGGCGGCGCCGCCCAAACGCGAAUGGUUUGAAAACGUCGCGGCGAUGACGCCGACGGACCCGGACCCGAACGGGUCUCUCUCCGUCGAACGAUUCGAGUCGCACCUCGCGUCGCUGCUGAACGAGAUGCGCGACGAUUACUACCACGCGAUGAGACGCGCCAUCGUGGAUUACGUCUUGACCAACGCCAACGAGCGCGAGCGGCUGGGGCUUCAGGUUUUGACGCGUUUUAAGAACGCGACGCCGCCGUCGCCCGCGGGUCGACCGCACGGGGACCUCCCCGCGACGUGGCGCGCCGACGUCGACGCCGCGCGCGAGGACAUCGCGUGGACGCUGCAGACGCUCUCCCCGCAGAUGACGCGCCUCUCGAACCUGUGGCACGAGACGUUCGCUACGGCCAAGCUGGCGGAUGUCUCCAGCGACGCGUUCAGGGCAUCGCAGCCGUGGGAGCUCGACGCGUUCGUGACGCACCAACGCGACACGAGGGAGGCGACCAAGACGGCGCUGUGGGAGCGGUGGACGGCGGACACGGCGGAGGUGUUCCGUGACGAUCCGCCCGUGUGCGUCAACGCCGACUCGGACGCGUAUUACGCCGCGGUGGCCGUGUCUCAGUCGAACCGGCUUCGAGAGCUCGUCGCGUGUAACGUUCAGGCGCUGGUGGCGGACGUGGCGACGGAGCACACGUACCCGGACGAGCUUCUCUGGUCCAACCGCCCCAUGUUCGUGGUGCGGCUCCAGCCGGGCGGUUCGUCCGGCGAGAAGGCCGAAUUUUCGCCCCAGCUCGAAGCCUUUGAGGACGCGGUGAUAUCAGCGCUCGACGGCGCGGUGCUCGCGGCGAUCGGCAUCCCGCGCCCGGGCGCGUCGAACGUCGUUAAAGACAUCGCGGUCAUCGACACGUUCCAGCUGGACGAUCCGUCCGUCGUGGACGCGCGGUCGCGGCUGGCGACGGCGAUGCGUAGGGGUCGCGCGGGGCCCGAAUCGUUAAAAGCGAUUUUUCAUCCGCACGAGUCGCUGCUGUCGCUCGACGUGACGGAACACGUGCGGACGUUCGCCGCGAACGUUGUGCCGCCGAAGGACCCGACCGGUAAGAGCGGCGAACCGACGGUGCUGGACCAAUUCCGCGGCGAGAUUGACAGGUUCCGCGCGACGGCGACAGAGAUUCGAAAAUGCUCGGGCCAGCUGGUCCGCACGGGGAUAUACGUCGUGGACUGUUCGUCGCUGAAGAAGAGGCUCGCGGACGUCGCCGACGCGUGCGCGGACGCCCUGUUGGACCACAUACGGCUCACGGUGGCUGACACCGCGAGGGACAUGAACAAGACCUACCUCGAGAUGAACGAGAGGGUUCACGUCAAGCCGACAAACGUCAACGAGGCUGUGCAGCUCAAGAAGUACGUGAAGGAGACUCAGCCGCAGAUGACGAAGGACAUCGAGGCGGAGAUCAAGGCGCAGAAGAAGCGCGAGCUCUUCCUGGAGGAGUACUUCUGGUCCACCACCGACGAGGACUUCGAUGAGAUUUGCACCUCCUACGGCUGGCCGGCGAGGAUGUACGAAAUCAUGAAACUCGCCAGCCGAGCCUGCAACGCCGAGCAUAGGCUGUGGGAGGAGAAGCUCAAGACGCAGAGGGUGGAGUUCCAGGAGAAACUCGAUGGGUACAAGGCCCAGAUCGAAUCGUUCGAGCGCGACGGCGACGUGGACAAGCGCGAGGAGGUGUACACGGGCAAGGUUGAGGUUUUGGUCAAGGCUCUCGAAGAGGCGGCUGCGGAGGCUGAGGAGAUCAACGACCAGGAGAUCUUGUUCGGCUGGGGCAUCACGCGGUACACGGAGGUGACCAAGCUCAACAACAAGUUUGAGCCUUUCAAGAGGCUGUGGACGAUGACCUGGGAGACGUUCAAGAACCACAGGGAGUGGAUGCAGGGUCCCUUUUCCAAGCUCAACUCUGAGGUCAUUGACGAGAACGUGUCCGACGCCGUUCGCGCGAUGGCCAAGCUGGUGAAGAGCUUCUCAGGAAAGGGCGGCGGCGAGCUCAUGCCGAAGCCGCUGGCCGUCGCGGAGGCCACGGCGGAGAAGCUGGAGAAGUUCAAGGAUAUGCUUCCCAUGGUCCACGCGGUUUGCAAUCCGGGUCUGCGCGCCAGGCACUGGGAGAAGAUGACGGAGAUCAUCGCGAUUCCCAACUUUGAGCUGAAAAAGGACGAGUUCACGUCGCUCCAGCGUCUGAUCGAUAAGGGGGUGAAGGAGCACACGGCAAAGCUCGCGGAGGUGAGCGACGUGGCGUCCAGGGAGUACACGAUGGAGAAGGCGCUGGACAAGAUGGUUGCGGACUGGGAGGGAUUGGAUUUACGGUUCAAGCCCUGGAAAGAGACGGGGACGUCGAUCUUGGACGGCGCGUGCGUCGACGAGGUGCAGGCGGUGCUCGACGACCAGAUCGUGAAGGUGACUGCGAUGGGCGCGUCGCCGUUCGCCAAGCCCUUCGCGGACCGGGUCGGGCCGUGGGGCGUUCGGCUGGAUCGGCUGCAGAGCAUCGUGGACCAGUGGCUCAAGUGCCAGGCCAAGUGGCUGUACCUGGAGCCCAUCUUCAGCAGCGACGAGAUCGGGAAGCAGAUUCCCACCGAGGCGGCGGCGUUCAGCACGAUGGACAGCACGUGGCGGCGGAUCAUGGACGUCGUCCAGGCGGCUCCCAAGGCUGUCGACGCGCCAAACGUGGAAAAUUUACUGGAAGAUUUGGACGAGUCCAACAGGCAGCUGGACAUCGUCGAGAAGGGCCUCAACGACUUUCUGGACACCAAGAAGAUGGCGUUCCCGCGCUUCUUCUUCCUUUCCAACGACGAGCUCCUCGAGAUCCUUUCGGAAGGGAAGGAUCCGCUCCGGGUGCAGCCGUUUAUGAAGAAAUGCUUCGAGGCGGUCCAGAAGGUGGAGUUCACCGAGCAGAUCACCAUGAAGACGAUCGUGUCGGUGGAGGGCGAGAGUGUCCCGUUGUGCAAGGAGAUCGACCCGGCGGAAACUGGCGCGGUGGAGAAGUGGAUGCUCGAGUUCGAGGACGUCAUGAAGGACUCCCUGCUGAAGGUGACUCGCGAGUCGGUUGUCUCGUACACGGAGAAGCCCCGGGAGGAGUGGAUCUUGGACUGGCCCGGCCAGGUGGUCAUCGGGGCGUCGCAGGUGCACUGGACCGAGGAGGUCACCAACGCCAUCGUCGAGCGCGGGCUCAAGGCGUACGGGGACAAGUCCAACACCCAGCUGACGAACAUCGUGAACAUGGUACGAGGCGAGCUUACCAAGUUGCAGCGCGCCACCAUCUCGGCGCUGGUCACCAUCGACGUCCACGCCAGGGACGUCGUCGUUCAGAUGUCCCAGGACGGCGUGCACGACCCGAAGGAUUUCAAGUGGCUCGCGCAGCUGCGCUACUUUUGGGAGGACGACACCCUGAAGGUUCGCAUGAUCAACGCGGAGGCACAGUACGGCUUUGAGUACCUCGGUAACUCGUCGCGACUGGUCAUCACGCCGCUGACGGACAGGUGCUACCGCACCCUGAUGGGCGCCAUUCACCUGAAUCUCGGGGGGGCACCCGCGGGACCCGCGGGUACGGGUAAGACGGAGACCACGAAGGACCUCUCCAAGGCUAUCGCGAUUCAGUGCGUCGUGUUCAACUGCUCGGACGGCUUGGACUAUAAGGCGAUGGGGAAGUUUUUCAAGGGUCUGGCGGCGUCUGGCGCGUGGGCGUGCUUCGACGAGUUCAACCGCAUCGAGCUUGAGGUGCUCUCGGUGGUGGCGCAGCAGGUGCUGUGCAUUCAGCGCGCGGUCGCGGCGAAGAUGGACAGGUUCAUCUUCGAGGGUGUGGAGCUUCGGAUUAUCCACACCGCCAACGUCUUCAUCACCAUGAACCCGGGCUACGCCGGUCGUUCCGAGCUCCCGGAUAACCUCAAGGCGCUCUUCCGCGACGUCGCGAUGAUGGUCCCCGACUACGCCAUGAUUGGCGAGAUCAUCCUCUACUCGUUCGGCUACCUCGAGGCUCGCGACAUGGCGCGCAAGCUCGUCCAAACGUACCGCCUGUGCUCUGAGCAGCUCUCCUCGCAGGACCACUACGACUACGGAAUGCGAGCGGUCAUAGCGGUGCUUCGCGCGGCGGGUAACCUCAAGCGCAAGUUCGUCGACGAGGCCGAGGACGUCCUGAUGCUCCGGGCGCUCACGGACGUCAACCUGCCCAAGUUUCUCGAUCAGGACGUGCCCCUGUUCCGCGGCAUCCUGAGCGACUUGUUCCCCGGUGUGAAACUGCCGGAGAUUGACUACGACAACCUCAACGACGCCCUGCUCAACGCCAGCGCCAAGGCUAAGCUCCAGCCCCUCGACACUUUCUUCGAGAAGAUCAUCCAGCUGUACGAGAUGAUCAUCGUGCGUCACGGCUUGAUGCUCGUGGGUGAGUCGUACGGCAUGAAGUCUUCGUGCAUAUCCGUCCUCGCGGAUGCGCUCGGCGAGCUGAACGACAAGGGUCUGAACGGGGAACAGAAGGUCAAGUACUACUGCUUGAACCCCAAAUCCAUCACCAUGGGCCAGUUGUACGGCGCGGAGGACCCGGUGAGCAAGGAGUGGGCCGACGGCAUCCUCGCCGUGACGUUUCGCAACGCGGCUAGGGACACCAGCCCGGAUCGUAAGUGGGUCGUGUUCGACGGCCCCGUGGACGCCAUCUGGAUCGAGAACAUGAACACCGUGCUGGACGAUAACAAGAAGCUGUGCCUCAACUCGGGCGAGAUCGUCGCCAUGCAGGGCUUGAUGAACAUGAUCUUCGAGGUUCAGGACCUGGCGGUGGCGUCUCCGGCGACGGUGUCGAGGUGCGGCAUGGUGUACGUGCAGCCGUCUCUGUUGGGUUGGAGACCGGUGAUGGUAUCGUGGCUCGAUACGCUGCCUCCGGGGGUCACCGAGACGCACAAGGAGCAGAUCACCGCGCUGUUCGACUGGCUCGUUCCCCCGUGCCUCCGGGUGGCGACCAAGAUUUGCAAGAUGCCGCAGCCCAUGCAGGAGAUCAACCUCGCUCAGUCGCUCAUGCGCCUCUUUGACUCUCUCCUCGACGAGUUCAAGGAGCCCGCUAACAUCGAGUCGAUGAAGGAAGCGCUCGUGUCCGUCUGGAUAGAUUCGCUCUUCCUCUUCUCGCUCGUUUGGUCGAUCGGCGCGAGCGUCGACGAGGAGGGCCGAGCCAAGUUUGACUCGUACCUUCGAAGGCUCAUGUUCAACGACGUCCCCGAGGAGCUGACCAUGUGGAUGACCCCCGGGCUCAAGGGACAGGGUAAGAUCAAGUGCAAGCCGUUCCCCUCGGGCACGGAGGAGGCGCCCGAGACGGUCUACGACUUCUGCUUCGAUAAACCGUCGGGGACGUGGAAGCGUUGGGUGGAUCUCAAGGAGGACGUGCCCAUCGGCGAGGAUGAGGCGUAUUCUUCGAUCAUCGUCCCGACGGUGGACACCAUCCGAUACACCUUCCUGAUCGACACGCUGGUGACCCACGGUAAGAAUUUCCUCUUCGUGGGACCCACGGGCACCGGUAAGACGGCGUACAUCAAGCGGCACGUCGCGAGCGGCAUCGACAGCGAGCUAUACAGCUACACCUUUAUGAACUUUUCCGCUCAGACGUCUGCGAACAUGACCCAGGACAUCGUCGACGGCAAGCUGGACAAGCGCAAGAAAGGGACGUUCGGCCCGCCCCCGGGCAAGAAGAUGAUUGUCUUCGUGGACGACCUGAACAUGCCGCAGGUUGAGGAGUACGGCGCCCAGCCGCCGAUUGAGCUGUUGAGGCAGUUUAUGGAUUACAGCGGCUGGUACGACAGGCGAGAGCUGACGUUCAGGAACCUGGUGGACAUGCAGUUCAUAGCCGCCAUGGGCCCACCGGGCGGCGGCAGGAACAACGUGACCAACCGCUACCUCCGUCACUACCACGUCAUAUGCGCCACGCCCUUCAACGCGGCUACGCUGACCAAGAUCUUCAGCACGCUUGUCGAGUGGUGGAUGCGAACCAAGGGUCUGCCCGAGGAGUUACACGAGUGUCAGUCGUCGCUGGUGAAGGGGACCAUCGAGCUGUACCAGACGGUGCAGCGCGAGCUGCUGCCCACGCCGAUGAAGAGCCACUACACCUUCAACCUCCGCGACGUGUCCAAGGUUUUCCAGGGUGUCUGCUCCACCACCAAGGAGAGCGUCGCGGACAAGGGAUCGCUCACGAGGCUGUGGGUGCACGAGAGCCUUCGCGUCUUCGCGGACAGGCUCACGGACGAACCCGACCGCAGGUGGUUCUUCGACAUGUCCAAGCGUCUCACGGAGAAGCACUUCGACGCCUCCUUUGACGAGGUGUUCGCCAGGCUGGACGCCGACGGCGACGGGGUGGUUGACCCCACGGAACUGCGCCGUCUGAUGUUUGGCGACUUUUUGAUCCCCGGCGCGGAUCCCAAGGUGUACGGCGAGGUCCUGGAGUACGAUCAGCUGCACGCGGUGGUGACCGAGUACCUCACCGACUUCAACUCGACGAGCAAGAAACCCAUGCACCUCGUGCUGUUCCUGUACGCGCUCGAGCACGUGUGCCGCAUCUGCCGGAUAAUCUCGCAGCCGGGGGGGCACGCGCUGCUGGUGGGCGUGGGCGGGUCGGGGCGACAGUCGCUCACGCGGCUCGCGGCGUACAUCCAGGAGUUUGAGAUUCACCAGAUCGAGCUCUCCAAGUCGUACGGCCGCACGGAGUGGCACGACGAUCUGAAGAAGGUGAUGAAGCUCGCGGGUGAGGCGAACAAGAACACCGUGUUUUUAUUCUCCGACACGCAGAUCCAGCACGAGUACUUCGUGGAGGACAUCUCCAACCUGCUCAACACGGCGGAGGUUCCGAACCUCAUGGAGAGCGGCGAUAUGGUGACCAUCUUCGAGAACAUCCGCGGCAGGGCGAAGCAGGCUGGAAUGGACGGCAACAAGGACCUGAUGAACAACUUUUUCAUCUCGGAGGUUCGUAAGAACCUCCACGUCGUGCUCUGCUUCUCGCCCGUCGGAGACGCCUUCCGCGAGCGCCUGCGCAAGUUCCCCUCGCUCGUCACGUGCACCACGAUCGACUGGUUCACCGCCUGGCCGGAGGAUGCCCUCUUGAACGUGGCGCAGGAGUUUUUGAAGGAUGUCAACGUCGCGGAUAACCUCAAGGCUCCGCUCGCCGAGAUGUGCGUCGAGAUGCACAGCGGAACCAUCGCGCUCUCCGAGCGGUACCUCGCCGAGGCUCGCAGACACUUCUACGUCACUCCCACCUCGUAUCUCGAGUUGAUCAGCUCCUACAAGGACCUGCUCAAGAAGAAACAGAAGGAGAUUGACACCAAGAAGAAGCGGUACAUCAACGGCCUCGAGAAGCUCGCGGCGACAGAGCAGAGCGUGGAGGCUAUGAAAGAGGAGCUCAUCGCGCUCCAGCCGCAGCUGGUGCAGGCCCAGAAGGACACCCAGGCUGCGAUGGAGGUCAUCGCGCAGGAGACGGUGGAGGCUGACAAGGUCAAGGCGUCCGUCGCGAAGGAGGAGGAGGAGGCCAAGGCUGAAGCCGCCAGGGUAAAGGCGACCCAGGAGGAGUGCGAGAACGAUCUCAAGAACGCCAUGCCGCUGCUGAAGGCGGCGGUGGACGCGCUCGAUACCCUCACCCCGGGCGAUAUCUUCGAGGUGAAGCUGAUGAAGACCCCGCCCGCGCCCGUGAUGCUGGUCAUGGAGGCUGUGUGCAUAUUCAUGCAGAUCGAGCCCGUGAGAAAGACGCACCCGGACACCGGCCAGAUGUACAACGACUGGUGGGCGACCUCCAUCAAACUCCUCUCCCAGCCCGGGUUCCUGAACAAGCUCAAGACGUACGACAAGGAUAAGAUCAAGAAGAAGGUGAUCCGCAAGGUUGCCAAGUACGUCGCCAAACCCGAGUUCGAACCCAAGCGAAUCAUGAAGGCGUCCAAGGCGGCUGGCGGCUUGUGCUCGUGGGUCAAGGCGCUGGUGGACUACGACGCGGUGAUCAAGGUUGUCAACCCCAAGAAGGCUGCGCUGGCUAGGGCUGAGGAGGACCUCGCCGGGGUCAUGGCCGAGCUCAAGGUCAAGCAGGAGCAGCUGCAGGGAGUCAUCGACAAGAUCAACGCGCUCAACGACGACCUGCAGGGCAAGAAGGACCACUGCGCCAAGCUGGAGAAUGACGCCGAGGUGUGCAAGAUUAAGCUUGACCGCGCAAACAAGCUCGUGGAGGGCCUCGGGGGCGAGAAGGUUCGAUGGACCGCCAACCAGGAACAGCUCUCGGUGGACUACCUGGCGCUCACGGGCGACGUGUUGCUGUCCUCCGGGUGCAUCGCCUACCUCGGGGCAUUCACUCUGGCGUACAGAGAGCAGGCCACGGCGCGAUGGGUGGAGCUUUGCCAAACCUCGACACCCGCCAUUCCGUGCGACGACAAGUACUCGCUGGUGAAGAUCAUGGGCGACCAGGUGAAGAUUCGCCAGUGGAACAUCCAGGGCCUGCCCAAGGAUUCGUUCUCUGCGGAGAACGGCACGAUGGUCGACUACGGCCGCAGGUGGCCGCUGUUCAUCGAUCCGCAAGGUCAGGCGAAUAAGUGGAUCCGCAGCAUGGAGGGUGAGCGAGGUUUGGUGACCAUCAAGCUCUCCGAUCCGGACUACAUGCGAUCGCUCGAGACCGCGGUGCAGUUCGGCAAGCCGGUACUCCUCGAGAAUAUCUACGACACCCUGGACGCCAGCCUCGAGCCGCUGCUUCUGAAGCAGACGUUCAAGCAGGCUGGCUCGCUGUGCAUCAAGCUGGGCGACUCCGUUGUCGAGUACAACAAGGAGUUUAAAUUUUACAUCACCACCAAGCUCCGCAACCCGCAUUACACCCCCGAGCUGUGCACCAAGGUGUCGCUGAUCAACUUCAUGAUCACGCUGGACGGCCUCGAGGACCAGCUCCUCGGCGUGGUCGUGGCGAAGGAGCGCCCGGACCUCGCAGAGGAGAAGAACCAGCUCAUCCUGCAGGGCGCGCAGAACAAAAAAUCGCUCAAGGAGAUUGAGGACAAGAUCCUCAAGGUUCUCUCCUCCUCCGAGGGAAACAUCCUCGAGGACGAGGAGGCUGUCAAGGUGCUCAGCGCGUCCAAGGUGCUGUCCGACGAGAUCUCGGAGAAGCAGAAGAUCGCCGACGAGACCGAGGUCAAGAUUGACGCCGCCCGCGCCGGAUACAGGCCAGUCGCGAAGCACUCCUCGAUCCUAUUCUUCUGCGUCGCGGACAUGGCCAACAUCGGCGACAUGUACCAGUACUCGCUGCAGUGGUACACGGAGCUGUUCCUGCGGGGCAUCGAUGACGCGGAUAGGUCGCCCAAGCUGGAGACUCGGCUGCGGAACAUCACCAGGCACUUCACGUACUUCCUCUACCAGAUGGUCUGCCGCUCGCUUUUCGAGCAGGAUAAACUCUUGUUCGCGUUUCUCAUCGCGACGAAGGUGCUCCUGGCGGUUGACUGGGAUGACCUCAGGUUCUUCCUCACCGGCGGCAUCGACACGGGCGACCUACCCGUGCCCAACCCGGCUUCCGACUGGCUCGGAGACAAGGCUUGGGGCGAGAUUCUGAGGAUGGCGGACCUGCCCACCGUCGCCGCCAAGGGCGAUCUGCCCGCGGACGUCGCGAGGGAUCCCGCGCGCUGGAAGGUGUUGUACGAUUCGCUCGAGCCGCAGAGCGAGACGCUGCCGGACCCGUGGCACGACGCGUUUACGCCGCUGCAGCGCAUGAUGAUCGUGCGCGCGUUCCGGCCGGAUAAGGUUGUGCCGGCCAUCACCGAUUUCGUCGGCGCCGAGCUCGGAGCCAAGUACGUGGAACCCAUGCCCUUCGACCUUCCCUCCUGCUUCGAGGACAGCAGCUCCGGCGUCCCGCUGGUGUUUGUGCUGAGCGCGGGGUCGGACCCGAUGGCGAAUUUGCUGAAUUUCGCGGCUUCGAAGAAGAACAAGACGUACCCCGAGGGCAUGCGGGUGGAGGCGGUCUCUCUCGGCCAAGGGCAGGGUCCUUACGCCAUGAAGAACAUCGAGGAGGGCAUGAAGAAGGGCUUCUGGGUGGUUCUUCAGAACUGCCACCUGGCAAAGUCGUUCAUGCCCGAGCUCGAGGUGGUGUGCGAGACCAGGCUCAAGGAGGACGGCGUGCACCAGGACUUCAGGCUCUGGCUCACCUCCUACCCCUCGCCGAUUUUCCCGAUCACCAUCCUGGAAAACUCGGUCAAGAUGACCAACGAGGCGCCCAAGGGCCUCCGCGCGGGUCUGAUGCGAACCUUCAUGUCCGACCCGCUCUCCGACUCGGAGUUUUUCGACACGUGCACCAAGGAUGAAUCCUGGCGCAAGAUGGUCUUCGGCCUCGCGUUUUUCCACUCGUCGAUGCAGGAGCGGCGCAAGUACGGAGCCAUCGGUUUCAACAUCCCGUACGACUUCAACGAGAACGACCUUCGAAUCUCCAUCCGGCAGCUCAAGAUGUUCCUCGACGAGUAUCCCGAGGUGCCCUACGAGACGUUGAUGUACACCUGCGGCGAGUGCAACUACGGCGGGAAGGUCACCGACGGCCACGACAGGGUCACCGUCGAUUGCAUCCUCCGGCUGUUCUACACGCCCGAGAUUCUGCGGGACGGGUACGCGUUUUCGCCCAGCGGCCUCUAUAAGGCGCCGCCCCACGGGAACUACAAGUCGUACCUCAAGUACAUCAACACCCUGCCGCUCAUAGCCGCGCCGGAGGUGUACGGCUUCCACGCCAACGCCGACAUCCAGAAGAACAUGAACGAGACCGACGCCCUCUUGGCUUCGUUCAUGAUGACGCAGUCGAGGGAGGGAUCGGGCGGCGGCAAGAGCCCCGAGGAGGUGAUCGGCGAAGUCGCCGAGAGCUUGCUCGCCAAGCUCCCGCCCAACUUUGACGUGGAGAUGGCGGAGAAGAAGUACCCGGUGGACUACUACGAGUCCAUGAACACGGUGCUCACGCAGGAGCUCGGCAGGGUCAACACGCUGUUGUCGCUGAUCCGCAACUCCCUCGUGAACCUCGGCAAGGCUGUCAAGGGCCAGGUUUUGAUGAGCGACGAGCUAGACAGGGUCGGAAAGGCGCUCUACGACGGCAAGGUUCCCGCGUCGUGGCUCAAGAAGUCGUUCCCGAGCCUCAAGCCCCUCGGCUCGUACAUGAAGGAGGUCAUCGAGCGAGCGGCGUUUUUCAAGUCGUGGGUCGACGACGGCAUCCCGAGCACGUUCCCGCUCUACGCCUUCUUCUUCACGCAGGCGUUCCUCACGGGCUCCAAGCAGAACUUCGCGCGCUCGCACAAGAUCGAGAUCGACAAGGUGGACUUCGACUACGCCGUGCUCGACGGCGACGAAUCGACGUACACCGAAAAGCCCGCGGAUGGGGUGUACUGCUUCGGCAUGCACAUCGACGGCGCCGCGUGGGAUCCGGUGAGAAGAUCGUUGUGCGAGAGCGAGCCCAAGGUUCUGUACGCGCCUUGCCCGGGGAUCCACAUGAUCCCCGCCAGGGUGGAGGACUUCAAGGAGUACAACCACUACAAGGCUCCGCUGUACAAGACGGCGGACCGGCGCGGCAUCCUGUCCACGACGGGCCACUCGACGAACUUUGUGAUGGACAUCAGGGUGCCGUGCGAGCAGGACGGGUCGCACUGGAUCAGGCGCGGCACCGCGCUGCUGCUGUCGCUCAAGGACUGAGGAAAACGUGCUCCCUCGGCGGCGCACGUAAUUGUUUACCCAUUAGCUAGAGAGACGGUUAGGUGAUGAAACCAACCGAUAGGACCGAUGUAAUCAUUAACAAUCUAAGUGAUACCGAUUCAGGCGCGAGCGGCGGCGGCGGCGGCUGCGGCGGCGGCGGUCCGAGACGGAUGAAAGUUUUCUCAUCUCCCCGCGAUGAGCUCGUACACCAGCCCGACAACCAUCGCCAACAGUGCGAUCAUAGCGGCGAUGAUCAGCUGCUUCGGAGGCGCGGUCGGCUUCGCGGCCAGCGCGACGCUGGCCCCGGCGGCCGAGUCCGCGGAUCUCCUCCUGGCCGGAGAGCCGGGCGCUUGAACCGCCGCCUCCGCCUCCGCCUCCGCCUCCGCCUCCUCCUCUUCCCGACCCUCCUGACCCUCCACGUUAUCCUCGAAGGCCAUGUACAGCUCCUUCCGCAGGCUCCUCAGCCGCGCGCGCUCCUCCGGGGGCACCACGCCGUCCGCCGCCGCGUCCUCUUCGGGCGUGGUCGCCUCGGACACGGAAGCCUCCGCGAUUUUCGCCUCUCGUCGAAACGCGUCAACCGCGGGCUGCUGGUGAAUCUCGGAUAGCAACUCCCGCACGGAGACCAAGCCCUCGUGCUCGCUCUUGCCCCCGACCUCCUUGGGCAGGUUCUCCAGCGCGAUGCCCAUCUUCUUGUGGAAGUGCGACGACGCGCUGCCGUUGAGGAUGAUGAACUUUUCCCGGGCGCUCUCGGUGAGAAAGUACUUGGCGAUUGACCAGAUGAACUGAAACACCGAAGGCGAGUGCGCCACCACGAACGCGCUGAAGGGCUCGGGGUGGAACAUCGCCGCCUGCAUCACGCCCGCGAUCUUUGUGAUGUUGCUCUGGGUGUAAUAGGUCAUCGAGGGUUUGGCGAGGUCGAUGAUGAACACCGGCUUCAACCCGCAGAGCUGCCUCGACGGCUGGGCGAUGCAAAACUCGUAAAAGUGGUUCACCGCGAUCCACCCGCUCGGCUGCGCCACCCUGCAGCAGCUCUUGAUGCCCUUGUUCGUCUUGCGGACCACGAUCGCGGCGGGGUGGUGUUCGGUCGCGCGCAUGAAGCUCCAGCUCUGAAACGCGUCCCCCAGAUCCUCGCACAGUCGGCGCCGCGUCUCGGGAUCGUCCACGUGGGGAUGCACGAAUUGGUGCUGCGGCGGGAAGCGCUUGACGAAGCGCACGAGGAAGACGCGGAGGUAGAGCGCGGCUCCCGCGUGCUUACCGUCGGUGAUUUCUUCGUACGCCUUGGGCGCCGGGUGUUUGGUGUUGCAGAACACCGCGUUCUUGCACCCGGUGAGGAUCCUUCGAAAGAAUCUGUGGCACGCCACGUCGGGCGCCGUCUCCGGUCCCUCGAACACCUUGAGCAUGAACGCGAAUAUCGGGGUCAUCAUGACG